Messenger RNA from Phycodurus eques (leafy seadragon), 843 nucleotides. RefSeq names its product neurotensin (gene nts). The coding region runs from base 204 to 734 and encodes 176 amino acids. The record is from RefSeq and is a predicted model, not a curated record. The transcript is spliced from 6 exons. Lineage: Eukaryota; Metazoa; Chordata; Actinopteri; Syngnathiformes; Syngnathidae. Gene Ontology annotation, cellular component: extracellular region. Gene Ontology annotation, molecular function: neuropeptide hormone activity.
AGGAGGAGGAUGAAGAGGAGGAGGAGGAGGAGGAGGCAAUAGCUGGACGUUAGACUGGCGCAACACUGCCCCCACGCACCUUUGAGUCCAAAUGAGUCCAGGGCGUACCCCGCUUCUCGCCCAAAGUCAGCCAGCCCACCUGUGACCCUCGUGAGGAGGAUAAGCGCUAUAGAAAACGGAGAGAGGCAUAUUCAGCUGGCGAAAUGCAGGCUCACUUGGCUUGUGUGCUGCUGCUGCUGUGUUUCACCUGCAGUGGACUCUGCGCAGAUAUGGAGCAGGAGCAGCAAGCGCUGGGAGAACAACUCCUCAGCAGCCUUUUUGCCUCCAAGCUGAAACAGGCGAGCAAGCAGAGCGCCCCCUACUGGCGCCUAUCGCUGGAUAACCUGUGCCGGUUGGCCGCCGGGCUGCGGCACGACGAGGAGGAGGAGGAGGAGGCAUGGUGGAGGAGAGGCGAGGAGGAGGAGGAAGAUGAGGAAGAGGAGGGGGAACAGCAGAUGAUGAUGAGGGAGUGGAGCAACCAGAGGCUGGAGGAACUCUCCAGCCUGCGGCACAUCUGCAGAGCGUUGCUGCACAGUCGCCAGGGAAGGCUACGCCACGAUUCCCGGGAGUACGUGGCGGAAAACGGCGGGGACACUCCGCUCAAGCGCAAGUCACCGUACAUCCUCAAGAGGCAAGCCACUCACGCAGCCAAGUCCCGGAGGCCGUACAUCUUGAAACGAAGUGAAAUUUACUGAUCGGUCGCCACCCCAGUUGUCCGUCCUGAUGCCACCAAGCCCCUCUACCUCCGCCCUCUCGUAGGCCGCGACCGACUUUUUCCUGCUCUGCCGCUCCUCUUGCCAAAAU